Messenger RNA from Ylistrum balloti, 939 nucleotides. Its product is annotated as regucalcin-like. Gene Ontology annotation, molecular function: enzyme regulator activity; gluconolactonase activity; calcium ion binding. Gene Ontology annotation, biological process: L-ascorbic acid biosynthetic process. Lineage: Eukaryota; Metazoa; Mollusca; Bivalvia; Pectinida; Pectinidae. The record is from RefSeq and is a predicted model, not a curated record. The coding region runs from base 1 to 939 and encodes 312 amino acids. The transcript is spliced from 5 exons.
AUGUCUGUAUCAGUUGCCAUACCUAACGUGACAUCCCAGCUCGGAGAGGGGCCCCACUGGGAGGAAGAUACACAAACACUGCUAUUUGUGGACAGCUUGGAAUGCAAAGUGUACAGAUGGAACUCGCUCACAAAAGACGUUUCCUCUGUACAGCUAGGCGACACAGUGGGAUCGGUGGUACCUUUUCAGAAUGGAGGCUACCUGGCCGGAGUAGGUCGGACCAUCUCGCACUUUGAAUGGAACACUGGAGUUACCACAAAGCUUCAGGAAGUCAGUUCAACAGGUUUGGAUGACCGGUUUAAUGAUGGCAAAUGUGAUCCAGCAGGAAGGUUUUGGACAGGGACUAUGGGUAGUAAGAUUAGUUAUAACAACGGCAUACCGGUCUUCGAGCAAAACGUCGGCAGUCUUUACAGCCUGGACAAAACAGGGGCACUUUCCAAACAUUUUAGUGGGAUCACGGUAUCUAACGGGCUUGCAUGGUCAUCUGACGAACGAGUGAUGUUCUAUAUAGACACAGGAACCAGGAAGGUGGAGGCAUUUACUUAUGACGUGGAAUCCGGUGAAAUAAGUGAUAGGCGUGACGCUAUCACCUUCGAAACAUUUCCGGAAAAGGCAACAAUGGGUUGGCCGGACGGAAUGACCAUUGACACAGAGGGACACCUCUGGGUCGCCUGUUUUGGAGUUGGAAAGGUCAUCUGCUUUGAUCCUGCCACAGGAACAAAAUUAACGGAAGUAAAUAUCCCUGCACCAAUUACAACUUCCUGUUGUUUUGGCGGGAAAAAUUUGGACGAGUUGUAUAUCACUACUGCGCCGUUUGCAGCUACAGAACAGGAACUCCAACAAUAUCCAUCAUUAGGAUCAGUGUUCAAGGUCACAGGACUUGGGGUGAAAGGUCGUCCCGCCAACGUAUAUCAGGGUGAUAUCAAAGGUCGAUUGUGA